CGUGGCCUUAAAGUGACCCUGCCCUCUGCUGUUCUGGAGGUGCUACUGCAGCGCUACAGGAGGCGGAACUGCUCUUAUUCUUUAACAAGUUUCGUUCAAUUUUAAAAUAUAUUAGAAUUUUAAGCGGUUUCAUGCCGUUUCCCCUUACAUAAAUUCAUGGAAUUAAACAAAAAAAACAUGGCUAUUUCUAGAAAAAAAAUAUUGACAGUUUGUUCUUCAAACAUUUGGUUUUGUGAAUAAAAACAUCUAGAGUAGUAGUAGACCUAACUGCAACAAUUUCCAACUAUUACAAUGCCAAAUAAAACACAGCCUAUUUAUACUAUUCAGGUGGACUUAGAAAGAAGUCUACCUAUAAAAUUCCAGUCAAAAUUAAAAUGAUCAACCGUUACAUUUGUCCCAUUUCCUAAAGAAGUAGAGUACCUUUCUUCGAAAACCUAAACGCGGUUCCCGGACUUCCUGGAAACGUUCAUGUCAUUGUUAUUGACGUGAACUUCCUUUACAACAAGAGCAACGAGAAAUUUGAUAUUUUCUUUGCAGCUAGGGCGGUAGGCGCAGGUUCGCUCCACCACCACAGCCACCUUAAUCAACGGCAGUGAACCAUGGAGGGGGGUGGCAGAGUGUCUUGGAUGAAAUAUGGUUCUUUUGUUUCCCUGUUUGUGGUUCUGUUUGCCGUGUGGUUCCGUUCGCCUCAUAAUGCGGUUCUGGACGACCGGUUGGACACCGUCCUGUCCUCCCUGCUGCAAGCUGAAAAGAAAGUCGGCGUGAACAACGUCGCCAGACCCAAAGUGGCAAUUGGUUUUGGGGGUUGUGUGGACCUGCUUGUAGAUGGUGUGUCAUUUUUAAAAAAGAUAGGCAUCUCUAACACAGAAAGCCCAGUGCAUUAUGACUACCUAGAAAAUGCUGAACAGCUGGCUCAAAGCUUUGCCUACUUCUUUGCACCAGGAGCAGCGGCAGAGCGCUUUAUGCUGAAUGAAACCCUCUUCAGUGAGCUGGUGGACAGCGCUCGGGACCUACCCGGGAACAGAUGGGCUGUAGGUGGAAACGCUCCAGUCAUGGCUGGUCGCAUGGCAAAUGAGGGAUGUGAUGUAUUGCUCGGGGGAAGUUACAGCACCGAUUUCGUUGACGUCCUUCCCGAGCACAUCACAGUGGCUGGUGAAGUUCUAGAAGAGCCAGACAUUCAUUUGAUCCUGGAGUAUUCAGCUGGAUCUAGCUGGGGCCGUUAUACGUCACGCAGAGCCAACAGAUACAUAAUUCACAGUGAUAACCGGAACCCCUAUUUGUCCUCUAUGGAAGAGUUUGCUAAGAAACUCAAAGACUUUAAACCAGAUCUGUUGGUGGUGGGUGGCCUGCAAAUGAUGGAUAACUUUCCAUUCCAGUCAGGUGAGAGAGAUGCUCUCCUUUCUCGUUUGUCAGACCUGCUCUCCUCUUCCUCUCCUCAAAUCGGCAUUCAUUUUGAGAUGGCCAGCUUUGUUGAAGAAAGUAUAAUGGAAGACCUUCUGCACUAUGUCGUCUCCCACGCAGACUCCUUAGGAAUGAAUGAACAGGAACUUCCAAAUCUCCUCAGCCUCCUCAAAGGCUCCAACAUCACAGUGCUGUCGGAUCCAAACCCUCGUGUCGCCACGGUCCUCGACCAGAUGAGGGAGGUGUAUCGAAUUCUCAACCAACGCUACAAAGACGCCAGUACGGAAAGUGACGCAAAGGGUGCUAAAAGGAGGGGUAAGCCGUUGACCCGCCUCCACGUGCACACGCUGGCCUUCCAGGCCAUGAUCGUGACACGGGACUCCAAAUGGAAAAACACCAUGUCAGCCACGGCAAAGGCCUCGCUCACAGCUAACCGCCACGUCUGCGGCUCCAAUGACAUCGACCCCAGCAAGGCGAGGCUCAUCAUGGACGACUCGUUCUCCGUCAGCCAACGAGAAGGAAGCCAGCGCAUCCCUUUGCAGGAGAACAGGCCCGUAAGCUGUUGGGAUGAGGACGACUAUGAGAUUUGUGUGGCCCCAGUGCUGGUGUGUACCGAGGUUUACCAGACUGCAGGUGGAGGAGACAACGUCUCUGCUGCUGGCCUGGUCUUACAGAUUUAAAAAAGGAAAUAGGGUUUUUUCUGUUUAAUCAAUGUUGGCAAACCAUGUGACCCUGGUAACUUGAUCAAAGUGUGGCUCACUUCCGACUUUGGGUACUGAUGAAUCUGUUACUUCUGCAGCUGAUGGUCCAACCUGUCAAUAAUAGAAACUUCUUACAGGUGAGAAAAGUCCAUUGAUGGUUAGCAGUAAUUGGUGAUGGAGUGAAGCCACCAUCUUUUCAGUCUCAAAUGUAUGUAGGAUGGAGGACAGUCAAUGGAAAAUACACAUUUGCUGCUCAGCUAAAAACCUAAAUUAAAAAAUCAAUGAUAUGAAAAUGUAAAACGAUUAAAUUGAUCCAGCAUGUUUGCCGGGUCACUGCUUUCCACCUUUAGACUUUUUGAUUUUCAUAGCUUAUCUUUUUAUAUUUCUCUGACACCUUAAAAAUGUAAACUUUGGUCAGGAUGAUAUAAAGGAGGGCUGAGGUUUGGGGUAACAUUGGGCACAAGUUAUAGGUUGUUUUAUUGGGCCAACAUGUGCCCUGUGUGGUUCUUUUUGUGUGUGUGUGUGGUUUUCUUUUUUAGUAAUUUUUGCACAACUUCUCCUUUGAGAUCAAUUAUCCUCCCACUCUUUAAACGUGGGCUGCAGCUAUGCAACAAGGCCUCAGAAAUGACUGAAUCCAGUGUUUCUUGGCGUCAUGCAUAUCAGGUUUUGAACAACCCUUUGACCUCAUUUAUCUAUGAGCUUGUUCUUUUUUGAAUCCCACUAAGCUUCAACUGAUCAGAACGCUUUGACCUAAAGAUCAUCCUCUUUCCUGAUCUUGAGCCCUUUCUCUGAAAGAAAGGAGGAACAUGGUGGAAAUUUCCUGUUUUUCCUGCUAUAUGUGAAGCGUGUGCAUAAUAUUGUGGGCGUGUUAGUGUUGGGUGUAAAUCUCUGCGUUGAAGUUGUGUGCAAUAAUGCAGAGAGACCACUGCAGGGAGCUGAUUCUGAUGUCAUUGUUUAUUCAAUUUUCCGUCAGCUGCUCUCUCACUCUGACUUCUUUCCCUUUUGUCAGUUUUUCACCUGAAAUGAACAUUUAGUUGGAUUUGCUGGAAAACGGGCUGCUUUUCUGUCAUUUUUACUUGAAGUCAUCAUUUGACUCUUGAAUCUUUGUGAAACAUGGAGAUCCGCCUGGAUCUCCAUAUUUCCAUGUUCCACCAGGCCACACUUGAGUCGUCUUAUUUACAAUUGAAUCUCCUUUGCAACAGAACUGUUGUGCUUAUCUGACUUUUUUUUUUUUUACAACUGUGAUUCUUUUUUGAUUGAUUUUGUUUCAAAUCUGUAUUUAAAUGCUGACUUUAGCACAUUUCAACUGUGCCUCCCCCUCUUUAUACAAAUAAACAUUCCAUCAUCAAUCCAGUUGGGCCUGUUUCCAGAACUACAAUAGUCAAGUUGACCAUUUUUUCCUUAAAUAAUUGUGCCCUCAUAAAGACUGCAUCUGCAAGCUAUUUGAGCCUUAUUCUGUUUGUUUCUGUUUGAAACCCAAACGAUAAAACCUGUCCCAGUAGACGUAUGUUUUAUCUCUUGAGCUCUCUGGUCUUAAACGGUUAUUAGAUUUGUGUUUAUUUUGACAUUAAAUUGUACUGUACACUAAAAUCAUGAACAUAGAGGGAUUUGCUGGAAUUUGUUACUAGACUUCUCAGACUUUCCUGUACAUCAAAUAACCCCUGUUUUCUGACGGUCUUGUAAAUGUUGGAAUCAUGUUAAUCAUGAAAAUCACCUCAGAUAAAGUGCUAUGCUCAGCAAAA
Messenger RNA from Oryzias latipes (Japanese medaka), 3844 nucleotides. It is a transcript of the gene adpgk2, whose product is annotated as ADP-dependent glucokinase 2. Gene Ontology annotation, biological process: glucose metabolic process. Lineage: Eukaryota; Metazoa; Chordata; Actinopteri; Beloniformes; Adrianichthyidae. Gene Ontology annotation, molecular function: ADP-specific glucokinase activity. The record is from RefSeq and is a predicted model, not a curated record. Gene Ontology annotation, cellular component: endoplasmic reticulum.